AUGUCGUCCUCCUCCGAUCGAGAUGAUGAUGAGCUUUCGGAGUCUGCCCGUGCUGUACUUCGAAUUCAGCAAGAAAUCGAGGACGGCGUCUCCGAAGCUCCACGCAAGACAUCUGGCUCCUCAGGGAAUGGGCGAACACACGGAGCUGUCACUGGUAUUGCCCUCGGCGAGUAUGCAGACUCGCCAAAAGCCUCCAAAGCCUCCAAAGCCUCCAAAGAAGGGGUGCAGAUCCGAGCAAAGGGCAGCAAGGCUGGCCUCUUCAAGGAGAGCCUGGAGUCACUGGCCUACCGCGAGGAUUCUGAUCACGAGGUGAACCCGGAAGCUCCGGCUGGAAGCUUUCGGAAGAAAGAUCUUCAACAGGAGGAGCGUGACAGAAGCAAGAAAGCGCGCGUGGGGUUGGAUGGGAAGCUCUACCAAUUCAUCGAUGCUCCAAGCGAUGAUGAAGAGCAUCAAGCUUCAGACGCCAACGAAGGCAAAGAGAAGACAAAGAAGAAGACAGGUACGAAGAAAGAGAAGAAGGCGAAAAAGGCCCCAGACUUGGCCCCAGGGAUACCCAGAAUCAAGCAAACCUUCCGGGCCCUUGUGGACCCGAGAAAUCAUCCUGUUACCUAUGCAGGCCUGCUGGAGUGCCAGCUUCCCGUGCUCGCACUGCGCAGGUCUCCAGCGCUGACUGCCCGAACAAGCGUCACGCUUGGACCGGUGCGGAUUAUGUCACCGCAUGCAUCACAUGUUCCGUUGUCCCCACAAGUGCCAAUAAAGCCGAUUGCAGCGCCAAGAAUGAGUGUCCAGCAGCCGGUCACAUUAUUGCCACGCAGCGAAAUGAUGGCGUGGUUGUCUGCUGCCCGAAAUUUUGUUAUUAACACAGACUUCGAUGUGGGACCGUUGCUCGCGGACCGGAAGAGAAGCAUUAAUGAGUUGAUGAACGUUAUGAAGGCAAACAGCGGUGGAAAGGGAACCAUACAGGCACUGGGAGACAAAAUUAUCUUGAGCAAACUGUUGGAGAAUCUUGGUGUUCCGCAGAUGCCAGUGCUGCUCUCUACGUACACCAAAGUGAACAAGGCGGAGGUCGAAAAGCUUGUUGAAACCUGGACACAGAGCAGUGAUCCGGAUGCCUACGACGUCGUCAUCAAGCCGACUCAUCUUAGCAGCGCAACGGGUGCUGUGAUUAUGUCAAAGCCCAAGUGGGAAAAGGAGCAGUGGAGUGCUCCGAAGCUCAUUGAGCACAUGGAGACUUUCUUAGAGAAGAAGGCAGCCGACAGCGAGAGCGAGGCUCUCAAGUCGCUGGUUCCUGGUUUUGUUAUCCAGCCGCGAUACCGCUCGUCUGUCGGCUUCAAUUUUCCGCUCGAGCUGCGAGUUGUAACUAUCUGGGGCAAGGCACGCGUGGGAAUUUGGUGGUGGGGCCGCGUCGCAGAUCCGAAAGGGAAGAGAACUACUUGGCUGGUGCGGGUGCCGAAAAAUUCUGGUCAGCUUUCGGACGACGAUGGCUGGGAGGUGAUCCACGAGCACGGAGGUCAGAACCGUGGCUUCGAGGUGUCGCUGAAGCUCUUUCGCGAAGCGAUGCCGGCCAUGUCGGCUGCCGCUGAGAACAUUGCCACAGCUGUUGGCGCACCAUUCUUGCGCUCCGACUUCUUUGUCGGCAGCGAAGAGUGGGGAGUUCGCUUGAAUGAAGUUGCUUAUGGAAGUGGGGUGGACUACAAGCGUCGCCUCCCUGGUGGCACCUCAAAGCAAACUCGCGGUGGCACUUGGGUCGGUGGGUUGGUGGACGACGGCCCAGCCAUUGCGGAGAUCAUUCAGGAGGGCUUCAGGCUUUGCCAGCGUAAACCGCCAGCAGAGUUUCUGAAAGUGCUGGGAGCACGGACAGCGCUCUACGAGGCACCCACAAGAGGGAGAUCUCCGGACUCACGGCCAGCGGAGCCGCUCAUGAAGGUCGAGGCCGUUCCACAAGAGAAGCGCUCAAGACAACUUCCGGAUGAUGCAGUACGGGACCUCAUCGGUCUGUACAAGAGUCCGGGUAACAUGCUUUCACAAACAGGGCAAGUUCAGGCAUCAAGCUGCGAGACUCAGCCAGCACAAGACCUACCGAGUGCCGGGAAUGCCGGGCUCAGCGCUCGAGGUGGAGCUUACCCUCGAGUUGUGCAAUGCUUUUCUCCAGGUCUGUCGCAGGGUCCCCCUUCUUUCCAGCCGAGACCGAUUUGGAGACCAUCACUGCCCUCGGUGCCUUCAUUCGUGGCCGCGCCGGCGGUAGUGCCCGCACCAGUGGUGACUCCGCCGCUGGUAAAGCAGACGCCAUACAAGACAGUACUUGCACCGGCAAGCCCAAUUCCUCGACGCGAGGUGAGUGUGGCCACCUGGAGACCUAUGCAGGCCUGUUCAAUCACUGCCAGUGUCUCCCCUUACGGAAGAGGAGUCGUCAACCAUCGGACGAGCUUCAGUCUUUGCGGAUCGAUGUGCGGCCUGCCACCAGAUGCCUCUCGCUGGGUUGCCGUGGAUGGCUUGGCAACUCCGCUCUAG
Symbiodinium necroappetens is the source of this 2511-nucleotide messenger RNA. The record is from the annotation of a GenBank genome assembly. Lineage: Eukaryota; Dinophyceae; Suessiales; Symbiodiniaceae.